GUUGCCUCUUCCUACUUUGGAGCCGCAGGAAUUUUGAAACUCCACACUUAGUUCGGUGGUAUAUAAAUACAGCUCCGCGCGACGAAUUUUACCCUUUUUCGCCUCAUUUAAUUUCCGAACCACAGUUGGGAAAACCACACCUCAUCACAUCUUACGUCAACGUCGAUAUUCAUGCGAUUCCGGCAGGCCACAGCUAUAAUCUAGGGUUUCUUAUCCAUCACAAAAAACCGUUCUUACGAAUGUUAUGGCGGUAAUUUCCCCGGAGAAGUUAGCCGGUCUCAUCAACUCGGCGAAGUUCGACGGCGACAUUACUUCGAAGCUCAAUUAUUUGCGCUCGCUUAGCCACCAACUAUACGAUGCCGAUUCUGCUUUGCUCUCUGAUUUUCUCCCACCUCUACUCGAACUCCUUUCCGACCGCUUCGGUCCCGUCCGCAAAUUCACCGCCGAGAUGAUUGGCGGUAUUGGAUUGAAGUACACAGAGUAUGUACCUGAAAUAGUACCUGUUUUAAUACCUGCCUUGAAAGAUGAUACCCCAGCCGUUGCUCGCCAGGCUAUUAGGUGCGGGACGGAGAUCUUCCGUGCUACUUUAGUAAAAGUAGCACUCGAGGGCCUGUAUUCUAACAAUUUGGAUGCCACUCUGGAGUCAUCAUGGGCAUGGAUGCUAAAGUUUAGAGAUGAAAUAAAAUCACUGGCUUUUCAGGUGAGUGAUUUUUUAAUAGCCAGAAGUCUGUCUACAUUGCCAAUUGUGCAGAGGCUAAUUUACUCAAAUACCACUAUUAGGCAGGAAGUGAUGGGAGAAGGUUUCUGGCGAUAAAGUUUAUGGAAAUUGUUGUUCUCCUAUAUACACCCAAUCCUUAUGGGUCUUCAGAUCCAUCCUCUGAUCAAAUCUCUGAAGGAAAGGUGGAAGAUUUUAACAUUUCCUGGCUUCGUGGUGGUCACCCUAUCUUAAAUGUUGGGGAUCUGUCCAUUGAAGCUACUCAGAGUUUGGGCCUGUUGCUUGAUCAAUUAAGAUUCCCAACUGUAAAGUCGCACAGUAACUUGAUGAUCAUUCUGCUUAUCAAUAGUCUUUCAGCAAUUGCGAGUAAAAGGCCUGCAUUCUAUGGCCGUAUUCUGCCAGUUUUACUUGGUUUGGAGCCUUCCAGCUCUAGAGGCAAAGGGGUUCAUCAUGCUUUGAAGACUGCCUUUCUUUCUUGCUUGAAUUGUGCUCACCCUGGUGCUGCUCCGUGGCGUGAUCGCUUAAUUGGUGCACUAAAAGAUUUGGAAGGAGGGGCUAAAAAUGUGGUCUCUCCUGCAGCUUUUCAGAGUAAUGGAAGUUUAGAGGAGGAAAAUGAUAUUAUGAUAUCUCAGGAUGUAAAGCCUACAGCCAUGGAACUUGAUCUUGUCCGUAACAAUACAAGCCGUAAAAGAUUGGGAGUUCAAGAUAAUUCUGAAAUUCUUGACGAUGAGAUGUCUGGAAAGCGUGCAAAAUCUACACCCCCUGUCACUAAGGAAGUGAAAAAGGAGUUAGCUGGUAAUGAAACCAGAGUUCCGCCCAGUGAACUGGGGGCUUCCAAAGUUAAAGUUGAAAAAGAUAAUGGCCCUGUUCAACAACUCGUGUCAAUGUUCGGUGCAUUGGUUGCUCAGGGAGAAAAAGCUGUUGCCUCUUUGGAGAUUCUGAUAUCUAGUAUAUCAGCCGAUCUUCUUGCUGAAGUUGUAAUAGCCAAUAUGCAAAACCUCCCUUCAGUUUGCCCUCCAGCUGAAGCAGAUGAAGCAUCAAGUUCGGACAAAGAGUCUCAUACUCGCCUGAUAGGAAGCAAUUCUGAGCUUGCUAAUUUAGGAUCAUUGUUAGCAAGCAUUCUUUCACAAUCCAGUGCUUCUCCUGUGAAAGAUACUCCCAUGGAUUCUCUGCCUUCUGCACAAAAUGUUUCAGAGCCGUUGGAAAGCUUGAAUGUGCAUGGCUUUACUGAUGCAAGUGAAGACGCUCCUUUAACCCCCACAGUUUCUUCCCAUGAGCAUGUGAAGAUGGAGAAUAUUGUAUCAGGAACUGCCUCGGAUGUGAUUGAUGUUGGCAAUUUAAAAAGUGGGAUACCCGGUCUAGAUGUACCUGUCCACCAUGACACCAUGAUCAUCACUUCAAUGGGUUCAGCUGAACUGCAAGAUGCUAGUCAAGAUCAAGUUAGUAGUCUGGCUAGGUCAUCCUUAGAUGUAUUUCCUUCAGCAUCAACUGAUAAAUCUGAGGAACUUAGUCCUGGAGCAACAGUCGCAGAUACGUGCGGCAUUAUCUCCUCAACAGCAACUUCUGCUGGAUUUCCGAAGCAGCUGCCUUUGCCCAAGAUUUCGGCCCCUGUUUUAACUCUUACCAAUGAACAGAGUGACAUCUUACAAAAGGCAGCUUUUGUACGUAUAACUGAUGCAUACAGGCAGAUUGCAAUAGCUGGAGCUUCUCAAGCAUGUCUUUCUGUUCUUGCAUUUCUUGGGGUUAAGUUUCCGUUGGAUCUAGACUCAUGGAAGAUUCUGCAAACUCACAUAUUAUCUGACUAUGAAAAUCAUGAGGGGCACGAGUUGACUUUACGCGUCCUCUACAGGUUGUAUGGUGAAGCAGAACAAGAUCAUGACUUUGUUUCUUCAACAACUGCCACAUCUGUAUACGAGACAUUUCUUCUAGCAGUGGCAGAAACACUAAGAAGUUCUUUUCCUGCUUCUGACAAAUCCUUAAAUAAAUUGCUGUGCGAAGUUCCUUAUCUGCCAAAGUCAAUUUUCGUUUUGCUUGAGGAAAUGUGUUGUACUGGUUCUGGCAAUAAAGAUGAUAAACUCAAUGCCGAGCGGGUCCGUCAAGGACUUGGUAUCAUUUGGAGUCUGAUUUCUUCGAGACCACCUUUCCGAGAUGCCUGCCUUGAGAUUGCGUUGAAGAGUGCAACCCAUCUGUUCGAGGAAGUGCGUGAUAAGGCCUUACGUCUGGUGGUAAACAGGCUUUAUCCUCUACCAUCAAUUUCUCAGCAAAUUGAAAAUUUUGCAAGGGAAAUGUUGGUAUCAGCUGCAAAAUCCAUUCCCUUAGUAGAAAAAAAUGAAUUUUCUGAUGGUGCUAGCGCUGUGCCACAGGAGGAACCUAUUAUGGAAAAAUCCUCCAGCGAACUUCCCUCCAUUAACGCCUCUUCAAAAGAACAAUCAGCUGACAAUUAUCAGCUUUUGGUACCUCAAAGCACUCCAGCUUCCUUAUUGGCUGAAGGUCAGCGUCGUAUGGAUUUGUAUUUUGCACUUUGUACAAAGAAUCACUCCCUCUUUCGCCAAGUGUUUGUUAUAUAUGAAACAAUACCAGAAGCAUUGAAGCAGGCAGUUAUUCACCGAAUUCCAAAGCUUGUUCCUGCUAUUGGUCAAUCCUCCGAGCUUCUAUCCAUCAUAUCUGAUCCACCAGCUGGAAGCGAAGAGCUUGUCGUUCAGGUUUUGCGUACGUUGAUAGGCAUAACAACACCUUCACCAGAAUUGUUAUCCAUUGCUAGGAGGUUGUACGAUACACAAGUGAAGGAUGUCGAAAUUCUGAUUCUCAUACUGCCAUUUCUGCCAAAAGACCAGGUGCUGGCGAUAUUUCCACAUCUUGUGAGUGCACCAUCAGAGAAGUUUCACGUUGCUCUUUCUCGAAUCCUGCAGGGAUCAAUUGGUUCCAGUGAGUCUCUAACUCCAGCUGAAGUGUUGAUUGCAAUUCAUGGGAUUGAUCCAGAAAGAGAUGGAAUACCUUUGAAGAAGGUCACGGAUGCAUGCAAUGCUUGCUUUGAGCAGCAACAAAUAUUCACCCACCAAGUUCUUGCUAAGGUUUUGAACCAGUUGGUUGAGCAAAUUCCUAUUCCCCUACUAUUUAUGCGCACAGUGUUGCAGGCUAUUGGUGCUUUUCCAUCACUGGUGGAUUUUGUUAUGGAAAUUCUCUCUCGCCUUGUAAACAAACAGAUAUGGAGAUAUCCAAAGCAGUGGGUGGGAUUUGUGCGAUGUGCUCUUUUGACAAAGCCAAAGUCAUUUGGUGUUUUGCUCCAGCUACCUCCCGCACAACUGGAGAACGCGUUGAAUAGAACGCCAGCUCUGAGGGAACCGUUGAUCGCACAUGCUUCUCAAUCUCACAUUAAAUCAUCACUUCCAAGGUCUGUGUUGGCGGUUCUAGGCCUAGCUUCAGAUGCCCAAAGCUCAGCCCUGCCUAAACCAACCAAUCCUCAGCCUGGAGAAAAGAGCGAGUUAGAACCUUCUCAAUCUAGCCAUGUUCAGAGUGGAGAUACAAGUAAGUCUGAUAAGGAGGUGGUAGAUGAAAAGUCCAAGGAAUCAUCUGAUGCCAGUUGAUGUCAAUGAGAUCAGCAGUUCUCUGUUUGUGCAGUAAGUCUUGACUUUUUGAGAUGUUAUUUGCCUCCAGUUACCUUUGUUUUACAUUGUGAUAUGGCCGUUUAUUUGUGUGGCAUUGUGAAAACAUAAUAGAUUUAUGCUUUGUUGCGGAGGAUAUUAAAAAAAUCCUUUUCUUUGCAUUUAUUUUCAGUUGAUAUACACUUGCUUUUCACUUGUCUAACUUUGGUCAUUUGACAUACGAAGACAGAACAUCACGCUUCAAUUUAAUGGUGCUUCUUACAGCAUAAUAUUUUAUAUUUCCCCUUCCCUUUUCCUUUUUGACGGAGUAGACGGUAGUCUCAUAGUUUUCUCAUUCUUUUUUUUUUUUCCCAUUAACAAAUUGUUGUGCCUCUUUUCUCGUAGAUAGAUUGCUCUUGCUCUAAGAUUUGAACUCCUUACCAAAUACAUGCAAAGUGCCUCGUAAAAAAGCACAGCAUUUGUGGCGCACAAAAGGCAUUCAAACGCAGGCCCAAGUAACUUGGAGGGGAACUUAUGUUGACGGUUUUUCAUAAAGGCUAAAAAGGCAGGAGAAAGAUUCACCCAAACGCUUGCUCAUGGAGCAUCGCUUAACUGGAGUUGAUCAAAAUUAAUCACAAAGCAGCGCCGGUUCCUUUAUUGACCACAUUUGUUCAAACACAUUUUCUUCAGGCUCCAGUGGAGAAUGAGCUUCCAUUGAUGUUUAUCUUUGUCACUGAUUCAGGCACUCUGGUAUGUCCAAUCAGAAACUUUUCGCAGUUGGAAAUCGCCCUACCGAGGAAGUUUGUGUUUGUUUUACAGAUUGUUUUUAGCUUUGCACUGUUGGAUUAGACCAUUGCACAUACAAGUUUUUACUAGAGAGGCUCUGCUAUAUGUAAGAAAAGUAAAAAGAAAAAAAGAACUGACUGCUAAUAAACAUUAAACACUAUAACCACAGGUAAUUGCCAUCUAAUCUAAUGUAAUAGUACAACAAAUAUUGGCGAGCUCUCAAAUUGCAGGUUAGUUUUCCGCAUGAAGCAAGAUUUUCUCUCGCAUAAAUUAGGAUGCUUUCUGCUCAUUUUAGUUUGGUUAUCAAACUUUUAAAUUUGCUGUACUUUCCAACUAAAAAUGCACUUUUCGGUCAGUACUCCGAAUUUGAUCGAGCUGGCUUUCCUUGUAUGCCUAGUAGUCCAGCUGUCCAGGAAAAGCACAAAAGUAAUUGCUACGAAAAAUGGGCCUCUAAACGAUCCCAUUGGACCAAAUAUUUAACUUCAAUGGGUCCAAAUAAUUGUCAGAUUCCGGUGGCGGAAUCGACGGAAAUGGGAGGAUCCCGACGAAUUGGAGGUGGAAGAGGCGACGGUUGGGAUUCGUCAAACCAGAUUUGGGAGAAACUCCACAAAUAUUCUGAAAAUCAAUUCCAGAUACCAAAUUUUCCAUAAUGUUUUUACAACCCGGAUCGACUAUUUAUAGUCCCGGUAUUUACAGAAACUCCCACCAGGUCCCUAUACUAAAGAACUCGGACAAUUCAGUCCAGUUCGUGACAAUAAAGUGCAAGCCCCGUGUUGGUAUUCAAAUGGGCCUCAAAAGCGUAAUGCAGACUAGAGUAUUUUUUUCGGCCAUCUGGAAAGGGGGCAGCUUCCACUGGAAAGGGGGAAAAUCUGAACAUCCGUCCUACAACGUGACUUUCCUUUUUCUAUUUUAUGUUGUUUUUUUGUUUUCCUGGUUGGGAAAUGGUUUUUAUGUUAGUGAAGUACACAACAGGGGUGUAAUAGAAAACUCUUUUCUUCCUUUUUUUUUUUGUUUGGUGAGUGAAAAAUUUGUAUAGAGGGCAAAAAGCACUAAUGUAAAAGUAACAUGAUUUCGUAGCCGUAGGUAUUUUAUACAGUAGUACACACAUUUUGCUCGACGCCUGAAAAAACAAAUGAAAUGUUUAAUAAUGAAUUUCGAC
Oldenlandia corymbosa var. corymbosa is the source of this 6241-nucleotide messenger RNA. The record is from the annotation of a GenBank genome assembly. Lineage: Eukaryota; Viridiplantae; Streptophyta; Magnoliopsida; Gentianales; Rubiaceae.